UUAAAACCAUAAACCAUUGAGUCACGCUGACAACUAUCAAAUUGUUCAGUAUAAAGCUCUCUCUUAACUCUCAACUAUUUUUAUCCACGCUUUGGCACAAUUUUAAUUUGCUUUAAAACCGUGUAACCAACUUCAACGACUCAGUAGAAAGAGAAACUCUGGAUCGUAAACAUUGCAAAGAUUACAAAAGAAUAUGGCUAACAGCAAAGAUAAUAUUACUAAUCCCAAUGAACACUUGGAGAUACCCAAGUGGAUAAAUGAGGAAUACUUCGCGCAGGUUCUAAAUAAAGACGAGCCCCAGUAUGAGAAGAUACUGAGCUUCAAGCCGGUGGCUGCGAUUCCGCCGGGCGAGAAUUUCACUUCGAUUAUGCUGAGAAUUCACUUUGAUCUUCAAAUGAGGGAUGGCAGUACCAAACACAAGACUUAUAUAUUCAAAACCAUGCUGGCGGAGGAUCGUGGUGGCAAGGAGAUCCGUGAGGGUGGCAUUUUCGACAAGGAGCUAAUGAUGUACCAGACCUACCUGCCCGCCUUCGAGGAGCUCUACCGUGCCGCUGGAGAGCAGAUUCAGCUGGCGCCCAAGUGUCUACAUACAGAUCAGAGGGAGAAUGGCAUUCACUUUGUAUUCGAGGACCUAGGAGUGAAAAAGUUUAGAAAUGUAGAUCGCAUUCAGGGUCUGGACCUUGCCCACAUGAAGCGAUCUUUACGAAAACUGGCUGAAUUCCAUGCGGCAGCCUCUGUAUAUGCGGGGAAAAAUGGAUCUUAUCCCGAUGAUUUUGAGGAAGGAUUCAUUGCUAAGGACAAACUGGAGCUGCACGAGCAAGGCUUCAAUGUAAAGGCCAGGUCUUAUCACAAGGCCAUGGAUGGAUGGGGCUUAGAAGAUCAGGAAAAGUACCUGAAGAGUUUUGUUCUAAAUAAAGACGAGCCCCAGUAUGAGAAGAUACUGAGCUUCAAGCCGGUGGCUGCGAUUCCGCCGGGCGAGAAUUUCACUUCGAUUAUGCUGAGAAUUCACUUUGAUCUUCAAAUGAGGGAUGGCAGUACCAAACACAAGACUUAUAUAUUCAAAACCAUGCUGGCGGAGGAUCGUGGUGGCAAGGAGAUCCGUGAGGGUGGCAUUUUCGACAAGGAGCUAAUGAUGUACCAGACCUACCUGCCCGCCUUCGAGGAGCUCUACCGUGCCGCUGGAGAGCAGAUUCAGCUGGCGCCCAAGUGUCUACAUACAGAUCAGAGGGAGAAUGGCAUUCACUUUGUAUUCGAGGACCUAGGAGUGAAAAAGUUUAGAAAUGUAGAUCGCAUUCAGGGUCUGGACCUUGCCCACAUGAAGCGAUCUUUACGAAAACUGGCUGAAUUCCAUGCGGCAGCCUCUGUAUAUGCGGGGAAAAAUGGAUCUUAUCCCGAUGAUUUUGAGGAAGGAUUCAUUGCUAAGGACAAACUGGAGCUGCACGAGCAAGGCUUCAAUGUAAAGGCCAGGUCUUAUCACAAGGCCAUGGAUGGAUGGGGCUUAGAAGAUCAGGAAAAGUACCUGAAGAGUUUUGUUCUAAAUAAAGACGAGCCCCAGUAUGAGAAGAUACUGAGCUUCAAGCCGGUGGCUGCGAUUCCGCCGGGCGAGAAUUUCACUUCGAUUAUGCUGAGAAUUCACUUUGAUCUUCAAAUGAGGGAUGGCAGUACCAAACACAAGACUUAUAUAUUCAAAACCAUGCUGGCGGAGGAUCGUGGUGGCAAGGAGAUCCGUGAGGGUGGCAUUUUCGACAAGGAGCUAAUGAUGUACCAGACCUACCUGCCCGCCUUCGAGGAGCUCUACCGUGCCGCUGGAGAGCAGAUUCAGCUGGCGCCCAAGUGUCUACAUACAGAUCAGAGGGAGAAUGGCAUUCACUUUGUAUUCGAGGACCUAGGAGUGAAAAAGUUUAGAAAUGUAGAUCGCAUUCAGGGUCUGGACCUUGCCCACAUGAAGCGAUCUUUACGAAAACUGGCUGAAUUCCAUGCGGCAGCCUCUGUAUAUGCGGGGAAAAAUGGAUCUUAUCCCGAUGAUUUUGAGGAAGGAUUCAUUGCUAAGGACAAACUGGAGCUGCACGAGCAAGGCUUCAAUGUAAAGGCCAGGUCUUAUCACAAGGCCAUGGAUGGAUGGGGCUUAGAAGAUCAGGAAAAGUACCUGAAGAGUUUUGUUCUAAAUAAAGACGAGCCCCAGUAUGAGAAGAUACUGAGCUUCAAGCCGGUGGCUGCGAUUCCGCCGGGCGAGAAUUUCACUUCGAUUAUGCUGAGAAUUCACUUUGAUCUUCAAAUGAGGGAUGGCAGUACCAAACACAAGACUUAUAUAUUCAAAACCAUGCUGGCGGAGGAUCGUGGUGGCAAGGAGAUCCGUGAGGGUGGCAUUUUCGACAAGGAGCUAAUGAUGUACCAGACCUACCUGCCCGCCUUCGAGGAGCUCUACCGUGCCGCUGGAGAGCAGAUUCAGCUGGCGCCCAAGUGUCUACAUACAGAUCAGAGGGAGAAUGGCAUUCACUUUGUAUUCGAGGACCUAGGAGUGAAAAAGUUUAGAAAUGUAGAUCGCAUUCAGGGUCUGGACCUUGCCCACAUGAAGCGAUCUUUACGAAAACUGGCUGAAUUCCAUGCGGCAGCCUCUGUAUAUGCGGGGAAAAAUGGAUCUUAUCCCGAUGAUUUUGAGGAAGGAUUCAUUGCUAAGGACAAACUGGAGCUGCACGAGCAAGGCUUCAAUGUAAAGGCCAGGUCUUAUCACAAGGCCAUGGAUGGAUGGGGCUUAGAAGAUCAGGAAAAGUACCUGAAGAGUUUUGUUCUAAAUAAAGACGAGCCCCAGUAUGAGAAGAUACUGAGCUUCAAGCCGGUGGCUGCGAUUCCGCCGGGCGAGAAUUUCACUUCGAUUAUGCUGAGAAUUCACUUUGAUCUUCAAAUGAGGGAUGGCAGUACCAAACACAAGACUUAUAUAUUCAAAACCAUGCUGGCGGAGGAUCGUGGUGGCAAGGAGAUCCGUGAGGGUGGCAUUUUCGACAAGGAGCUAAUGAUGUACCAGACCUACCUGCCCGCCUUCGAGGAGCUCUACCGUGCCGCUGGAGAGCAGAUUCAGCUGGCGCCCAAGUGUCUACAUACAGAUCAGAGGGAGAAUGGCAUUCACUUUGUAUUCGAGGACCUAGGAGUGAAAAAGUUUAGAAAUGUAGAUCGCAUUCAGGGUCUGGACCUUGCCCACAUGAAGCGAUCUUUACGAAAACUGGCUGAAUUCCAUGCGGCAGCCUCUGUAUAUGCGGGGAAAAAUGGAUCUUAUCCCGAUGAUUUUGAGGAAGGAUUCAUUGCUAAGGACAAACUGGAGCUGCACGAGCAAGGCUUCAAUGUAAAGGCCAGGUCUUAUCACAAGGCCAUGGAUGGAUGGGGCUUAGAAGAUCAGGAAAAGUACCUGAAGAGUUUUGUUCUAAAUAAAGACGAGCCCCAGUAUGAGAAGAUACUGAGCUUCAAGCCGGUGGCUGCGAUUCCGCCGGGCGAGAAUUUCACUUCGAUUAUGCUGAGAAUUCACUUUGAUCUUCAAAUGAGGGAUGGCAGUACCAAACACAAGACUUAUAUAUUCAAAACCAUGCUGGCGGAGGAUCGUGGUGGCAAGGAGAUCCGUGAGGGUGGCAUUUUCGACAAGGAGCUAAUGAUGUACCAGACCUACCUGCCCGCCUUCGAGGAGCUCUACCGUGCCGCUGGAGAGCAGAUUCAGCUGGCGCCCAAGUGUCUACAUACAGAUCAGAGGGAGAAUGGCAUUCACUUUGUAUUCGAGGACCUAGGAGUGAAAAAGUUUAGAAAUGUAGAUCGCAUUCAGGGUCUGGACCUUGCCCACAUGAAGCGAUCUUUACGAAAACUGGCUGAAUUCCAUGCGGCAGCCUCUGUAUAUGCGGGGAAAAAUGGAUCUUAUCCCGAUGAUUUUGAGGAAGGAUUCAUUGCUAAGGACAAACUGGAGCUGCACGAGCAAGGCUUCAAUGUAAAGGCCAGGUCUUAUCACAAGGCCAUGGAUGGAUGGGGCUUAGAAGAUCAGGAAAAGUACCUGAAGAGUUUUUAGAAAGAGAAACUCUGGAUCGUAAACAUUGCAAAGAUUACAAAAGAAUAUGGCUAACAGCAAAGAUAAUAUUACUAAUCCC
Drosophila kikkawai is the source of this 4121-nucleotide messenger RNA. RefSeq lists its product as uncharacterized. The record is from RefSeq and is a predicted model, not a curated record. NCBI's taxonomy places the organism in Eukaryota, Metazoa, Arthropoda, Insecta, Diptera, Drosophilidae.